Talpa occidentalis (Iberian mole) is the source of this 2520-nucleotide messenger RNA. Its product is annotated as ankyrin repeat and LEM domain-containing protein 2-like. Gene Ontology annotation, cellular component: endoplasmic reticulum. NCBI's taxonomy places the organism in Eukaryota, Metazoa, Chordata, Mammalia, Eulipotyphla, Talpidae. Gene Ontology annotation, molecular function: protein phosphatase 2A binding. Gene Ontology annotation, biological process: negative regulation of phosphorylation. The record is from RefSeq and is a predicted model, not a curated record.
AUGCUGUGGCCGCGGGUGGCGGCGGCCGAGUGGACGGCGCUGGCCUGGGAGCUGCUGGGCGCCUCGGUGCUGCUGAUCGCCGUGCGCUGGCUGGUGCGGCGGCUGGAGAAGCGGCCGCGGGGCCGGGGCCGCCCCGGGAGCCCCAGCCCGCCGCCCCGCGCGCCCGCCGCCCCGGGCCCAGGCCCAGGCCCAGGUGGGGUGACCAUGGACGCCAUCUUGGCGCGCUUGAAGCUCUUGAACCCGGACGACCUGAGAGAGGAAAUUGUCAAGAAUGGGUUGAGAUGCGGCCCCAUUACGUCAACUACCAGGUUCAUUUUUGAGAAGAAACUGGCUCGGGCGUUACUGGAGCACAGGAGCGCCCUGCCUGGCGCCAGCCCCGAGCAGGAGGCUGCAGGAGGCCCCUCUCUCAGCCCGGACGCCCAGCGGGGUCUUCACCCUGCUGUCGGGGUCCCAGCUGAGCAGGCCGGCCUUGCUGAAGACAGAGACUUCGGUUACAGCGUGGGCUUGAACCCCCCGGAGGAGGAUGCUGUGACUGCAGAGGCCAGCACCGCACCCUUCCGUGCAGCCGGCUGCAGGAGCGGUGUGGGGACCCCCGUGGAGCCCCCUGUGUUCUAUGGCGUGUGCCCGGCGCCCGAGGACGCACCCUGAGAAGCAAUUCAUGUUUAUGAAGAUAAAAAGGAGGCACUGCAAGCUGUCAAAAUGAUGAAAGGGUCCCGAUUUAAAGCCUAUUCAAGUAGAGAAGACGCUGAGAAGUUUGCUAGGGGAAUUUUUGAUUAUUUCCCUUCUCCAAACAAAACCUCUGCACCAGCAUCUCCCGUGAAGGCAGCGCCCAUCUCUGCCAACGGUGGCUUCAAAGAUGGUCUGUGCCCGUCCGAGCCAGAAGCUGCAAACAGGGAGCGAGCAAACAGCUACAGAAACCCCCGCACGCAGGACCUCACUGCCAAGCUGCGGAGAGCGGUGGAGCAGGGAGAGGGCGAGGCCUUUUCCGACCUUGUCUGGAGCAACCCGCGGUAUCUGAUCGGCUCCGGGGAUAACCCGACCAUUGUGCAGGAGGGGUGCAGGUACAACGUCCUGCACGUGGCCGCCAAGGAGGGCCAGGCCCACAUAUGCCAGCUGACCCUGGACACCCUGGAAGACCCCGAGUUCAUGCGGCUCAUGUACCCAGACGACGACCACAUGCUACAGAAGCGCAUCUGCUACGUCGUCGACCUGUACCUGAACACCCCGGACAAGGCGGCCUACGAUACGCCGCUGCACUUUGCUUGUAAAUUUGGGCACGCAGACGUCGUCAACGUGCUGUCCUCACACCCUUUAAUCGUGACAAACCCGAGAAACAAACAGGACAAAACCCCCGAAGAUGUUAUUUGCGAAAGAAGCAAAAAUAAAUCUGUGGAGCUGAAGGAGCGGAUCAGAGAGUAUUUAAAGGGCCACUACUACGUGCCGCUGCUGAGGGCGGAGGACAUGUCGUCGCCCGUGAUCGGGGAGCUGUGGUUCGACCAGACAGCCCAGGCCUCUCACGCCCCCUGGGGAGGCGGCCCCAGAGACCCUGUGCUGACCCUGCGAGCCUUUGUGGGGCCCCUGAGUCCAUCCAAGGCAGAGGACUUCCGCAGGCUCUGGAAGACUCCGCCGCGGGAGAAAGCCGGCCUCUUCCACAGUGUCAGGAAGUCGGACCCCGAGCGAGGCGCCGAGCGAGUGGGCAGGGAACUGGCUCACGAGCUGCAGUACCCCUGGGCCGAGUACUGGGACUUCCUGGGCUGUUUUGUGGACCUCUCCUCCGCGGAGGGCCUGCGGCGGCUGGAGGAGCACCUUGCUCAGCAGGACGUGGCCAGGAGGGCCCGGCUCGCGCCGGGGGGCGAGGCCUGUGCCCCGGAGAAAGCUGCUGCCUUGGCCUCGCCCGCGAGGAGGAGCAGUGGCUCCAUCUCCGUCAGGGCGUUUCUCGAGGAGGACGACACACGCCUGGGGCCGAAGACAAGCCCAGAAGCUGCCAGCACCGGCCCCCAGGGCAGCGGGGAUGGGCCCGCCACCCCCAGCAGCAGCCGGGCCCUGGCGCGGAGGGGGCUUCCCCGCCACCUGUCUCCGCGGGGGAGCUGCCCCCGCAUCCUCACCGCCUCUGGGGGCCCCACGCAGAGGCACUUCCUUUCCGGGGAGGAGCCGUCCAAGCUGGACAGGGAUGUCCUGGCGGCUCUGGAGCACGUGGAUGUGGACCCCGGCCAGUACCCAGCCGUGCACAGGUGGAAGAGCGCCGUCCUGUGCUUCUCUCCCGCGGACAGACAGAGCUGGCCAGCCUGCCCUGCAUGGGAGGCAGAAGUCUCAGCUGGUGAAUCCGGUUGCCCUCGCAGCUGCAGCCCCAGGAGGGCCGUGUCCUCCAGGGACAGCCCAGGAAGGCCCGGCCUGGCCCCGCGCUCCCCAGGCAUGGGCAGCCCCGGCCGCUACAGCCCUGCUGGGGGCCAGCUCCGCAGGAUGGUGCUGCUGGCCAACGGCUGGGCUGUAGGCACCCCAGGAAGAAGGGGACACCGUUAG